Phlebotomus papatasi is the source of this 1121-nucleotide messenger RNA. Its product is annotated as probable methyltransferase-like protein 15 homolog. Gene Ontology annotation, biological process: rRNA base methylation. Lineage: Eukaryota; Metazoa; Arthropoda; Insecta; Diptera; Psychodidae. Bases 1 to 1080 code for a protein of 359 amino acids. The transcript has a single exon. Gene Ontology annotation, molecular function: rRNA (cytosine-N4-)-methyltransferase activity. The record is from RefSeq and is a predicted model, not a curated record.
AUGUUAAGGAAGUGUAUAGUUCAACCAAUUUUUCAAGUACGUAGACUUUUAAAUGCUCAAAUUAGCAAAAAUGUCCAGGAAUCUGUGCCCCAUAAGCCCGUUAUGGUGCAAGAAGUGCUGGAGAAUCUUCAGCCGGGUGAGAAUCAGAUAAUUCUAGACAUGACUUUUGGGGCUGGAGGGCAUUCUCGGCAUAUUCUCCAGAGUGCGGAAAAUGUCAAGGUUCUGGCUCUGGACAGAGAUCCCGUAGCUUAUGAAUAUGCCAAAGAAUUGCAAAAGGAAUUCCCUGAACGGGUGAUUCCUCUCCUGGGGCGAUUUUCUGAGCUUCCAGCAAUACUGGAAGCUCAGGGAGUUGAUCAGGGCACAGUAGAUGGGAUUCUCUUUGAUUUUGGGUGUUCUUCAAUGCAAUUUGACGUUGCCGAGAGAGGAUUUUCCGUUGAUAAAAAUGCUCCUCUGGACAUGAGGAUGGAUGGUGGAAGAUUGGAAGGGAUUCCAACGGCAGCUGAUGUCCUUGCCAGAGCUAGUGAGAUGGAUCUGUACAAAAUCUUCAAGAUUUACGGUGAGGAGAAGUAUUCGAGAAAAAUCGCUCGAGCUAUUGUCCAGGCCAGGUAUUCCAUUAAGAAGAUCGAAACGACGAAGGAAUUAGUGGACUUGGUUUCGGCUUGCUGUGAAGAAGAAUUUCGUCUGGAUAUGCUCCAGAGACCGACAAAUGUGGCCACGAAAAUUUUCCAGGCUCUCAGAAUCUUUGUCAAUAACGAACUCAAUGAAAUCAACUACGGCAUGAUCCUGGCUCAGAGAUACCUCAAAGUCGGAGGACGCUUGGUCACAAUCACUUUCCAUUCGCUGGAAGACAAGAUAGUCAAGCGACACAUAAUGGGAAAUGUCACGGAGAACCUGGCCAAUCCUCUGCCUCUGAAGUACGUCAGUCAUACUCUGAUCUACGACAAGGACACCGUAGAAACCCUCACAGAUACCGGAUGGCUGCCCCUGCACAAGCACGUCUUGACUCCUCAGUCCGAAGAGGUCGAGCAGAACCCAAGAUCUCGCUCAGCCAAACUCCGAGCCGCCCUCAAAAUCACCUAAUCCUGUAUUUAUCGAAAAAUAAUAAAAGAGUCUUUUAGCCA